UCAGGAUAUUUGGAGAGAGAAGGAAAGUAACACGUUGGUGCUACAUUCUAUGAAUUUUAGGAACAUAACUUGUAUCUUAUUCUGAGCAACACUGAUGAAAGUAACGUAUAUAUUUUUCCUUUAAGGUUGCCUUAAUCAGGGUGGUAGAGAAGAUGUUGCUGGUCACAGGAUGUGGUGAUGAGGCAAUCAUCUGAAGGACGGUUACUCUGUGAGUGGUUGGAGAUAACAGAGCCGGAUCGUCAGGCAACACCCAUUUCUGGAGGCGAGUCGAGCAAACUCAGAUAAGAUGGCGUCACAGGAAGGGGGGGAGUCGCCUCCUAACGGCAGCCAAUCAGACAGCCGGUUGAAGAGCAAGAAGCCGCCCAGUCUGGUCAUAGCCAUCCCUGCACCAGAGGAAGAAGAGAGUGUUGAAGAGGGAGCUGAAACGGUCAAGCAGCCCCUGCGUUCGUCCCUGAAGAAGAGUGAGAGCCAGCAGCAGGCCAGUCCUCUGUCUGACAGUGGUGCUGAUGGUGGUGGUGGUGGUCACUCUGUUGGGGACAGGAGGGCAGCCUUCCACAGACAGACCUCCCUGUCUCAGAGCAUACGCAGGAGUACAGCCCAAGUUACAGCCCAAGCAGCAGGUUGGUUCGGGGUGGGUGAGGACUGUGAGACCAAGCAGCAGCUAUGGCAGAGGAAGAGCCUGCGCCACUGCAGCCAGCGCUACGGCAAGCUCAAGGCCCAGUACAGAGAGCCAGAGCUCCCCAUCAGCAUGGACCAGGGCCUGGACUCACCCGCCGCAAACAAGAUGCCCAAGAUUGUGGACCCCCUAGCGCGGGGGCGAGCGUUCCGUUGCCCAGAUGAGACGGACCGACCUCCCCGUACCCCCCACACGGGACCCGUCACCCCGGGGUUCUCCUCCCAGCGCUCCGGGGGCUAUGCCCACCUGCCACGACGCAAGAGGGAGUCUGUCGCCCGCAUGAGUAUACGAGCAGCGUCCAACCUACUCAGGGGUCGUUCAGGUCUAGUGGGCUCCCAGACAAGUCGUAAUUUCCGCCGGCGGAGCUUCGCCCGGCCCAGCUUGCUGGAUGAGGAUACUGUGGACUCCGCAGACACUCACGGGUCCGUCUUCUUCAGCAAGGUGGAUGCCCAUGAUGAGUUGUACUCCAUGGCUGAUGAUGUGUUCGAGUCUCCCCCUAUGUCAGCUUCUUAUGGAGAUCACCAUGAGCCCUGCCAGAGCCUUAGGGAUGUGUCUAAAACCCCCACCAUGCAUAUUGAGAAGGCCAGGUCACAGCAGCGGGGGCGUCGUAUCGCCUCGCAGGUCAAGCACUUUGCCUUUGACAAGCCCAAGCGGCAGUACGGCAUGGGCGUGGUGGGAAACUGGCUCAACCGUCACUACCGCCGCAGCAUCAGCAGCCAGGUGCAGAAACAGCUGGACGACUUCAGCAGCCACAGACCGUACUUCACCUACUGGAUCACCUUUGUCCACGUGGUCAUCACCAUCCUGGCCUGUGCUACCUAUGGCUUUGCCCCUGUGGGGUUCGCCCAACACUCCACAUCUGAACUGGUGUUGAAGAACAAAGGCAUCUAUGAGAGCGUCAAGUUCAUCCAGCAGGAGAACUUCUGGAUCGGCCCCGGCUCUGAUGACCUAAUCCACCUUGGGGCCAAGUUCUCCCCGUGUAUCCGCAAGGACAGCCAGAUAGUCAGUCUCAUCCAGAAAGCCAAGGACCAGGAGAGAGAGUCAGGCUGCUGUGUACAGAACGACAACUCGGGCUGUGUCCAGACCCUCAGCAACGACUGCUCGGAGUCAUUGGCCACCUUCAUGAAAUGGAAGGAUGAAGAUGUGGACAUUCUGAGGUCAUCAGGCUCUGUGUGUCACCAGGACCCCAGGACCUGUGAAGAGCCCGCCUCAGCAGAGCCUCACGUCUGGCCCGAUGACAUCACACAUUGGCCGAUCUGUACCUCCCCACGCAAGACGAACCUGACAGGCUACAGACACAUGGACUGUAACCUCAAGGGACGACCCUGCUGCAUAGGAACUAAGGGCCGGUGUGAGAUCACUACGAGAGAGUACUGCUCCUUUAUGCACGGUUACUUCCACGAGGAGGCCACCCUCUGCUCCCAGAUCCACUGUCUGGAUGAGGUGUGUGGCCUCCUGCCCUUCCUCAACCCUGACGUCCCAGACCAGGUCUACAGGCUGUGGCUCUCCUUGUUCCUACACGCAGGCCUCCUUCACUGCCUGGUGUCAGUAGUGUUCCAGAUGACUAUCCUGAGAGACCUGGAGAAGCUGGCUGGCUGGGUCCGCAUCUCCAUCGUCUACGUCCUCUCUGGCAUCACCGGCAACCUGGCCAGCGCCCUCUUCCUCCCCUACAGAGCUGAGGUUGGCCCAGCUGGCUCCCAGUUCGGGCUGCUUGCCUGCCUGUUUGUGGAACUCAUCCAGGGCUGGCAGAUGCUGGAGAGGCCGUGGAAGGCCUUCCUCAAGCUGGUGGGCAUCGUCUUCUUCCUGUUCCUGUGUGGCUUGCUGCCCUGGAUCGACAACAUCGCCCACAUCUUCGGCUUCCUCAGCGGCCUACUGCUCUCCUUUGCCUUCCUGCCCUACGUGACGUUCGGCGACUUCGACAAGUACCGAAAGCGUGUCCUCAUCCUGCUGUCGCUGCUGGUCUACCUGGGCCUGCUCUCCUCGCUGGUCGUCUGGUUCUAUAUCUACCCCAUCAACUGGCACUGGCUGGAACACCUCACCUGCCUGCCCUUCACCAACAAGUUCUGCGAGAAGUACGACAUUGACCAUGUGGUGCACUAGGCUAGCACUCACUAAAGCGCUAGCAGCUAAUGCUAGCUGGCUUUAAAGCCUGGACAUUCACUGAAAUGCUAACAGCUAAUGGUAGCUGGCUUUAGAACCUGGACAGGAAACGCAGUGGAAAAUACUUUUAAGGGAAACGGAACCUAAAGGGAGAGCGCACCUUUUUCUUAUGCCUGUACGCACCGAGGGUGUCUACGCACAUUGACUUCAACACUGUAAAGCUAUGCUAGUUCCUCUGGAGAGACCGACUCAGUCUGAGCGUGGCAUUAAAGUGUACUUGGAAGACUACAGAGGAUAUCCUACCCUAUCGGUUCAUAAACUGUCACGUUAAUACUACAGAGGCCUCUUAUUUGUUACCUUUUGGACUCAUUUUCUACAACACUGGAUGCAUCUAACACUACGUGAUAUAACAUUUCAUUAUGUUCAAAUACUUUGAUUUAGCUGUUCAUGUGAGCAUUUAAUUAUGGUAUUGAAUACAAGUCAUACAGUCUGCCACUGGCUGGAGCAUUGUUUCAACUUGAACCUAGUUUUGUGUGCUUUUCAUGACUUUUCCAUGGCACCUUUUUGGGGAAAGGAGUUGCCUUACACAAUGAAUUAUACUGUACAGACAGUUUCAAUAAAAUGGUGUUAUUGUAUCUGUAAAUGAUGGUCUGACCUUCCAAAUCCUGCCUUCCAAUCUGCCUAGGUUUUUUGUAUCAACUGCCACAGGUGCUAGAACUAAUUCCAAUUGUACUGUGUCACUGCCCCAAAGACAAGCUGUUAGCCUUAUGGAAAGUUUUUCAGUUUAAGUGCACUACUAAUUAAACAAGUUGACUUGUUCUGGCCAUAAUUGUGCCAUAUCACUGGACAUUGUGUUUAUAGCUUUGAUACUCACGUUAAUUACACGUAAUAUCGUAAGAUUAUAGGAUCUGACUGACAGAACAAAAGGCAGUAUGUGAUCUGAUAUUGAGCAAACUAGAAAGUCCAUGUUGUUUCACUUCAAACUACGAUGUGCUUGGACUAUAUCUCUACAGUAAUAUAGUAAUUAUAGCACUUGAGUGAUGUCAGAGCAAAUGACUACUUAUCAAUCAAUGUGUAAUGUGUCUAUAUUUCAAAGCCGAACGAGAGUCUGUGUACUGCGUGCCUUGAUCAAUGGCCAUUGAUUCAAGAAAGGCUGCUAGUCACUCUUGCCAUUUACAGAUAUCAAAAUGGCCAACAGAGUUUCUGCCAUCCCGGCCUGCUCCUGGUCUCUUGGAUUAUGACCCUCUCCUCUGGCAGGUGUCCACUCUUCACUGCUUAGGACGUUUCCUGAGAGGUGGAUUACUGCGGUGAUGUGGAUUAUAAGAGCAGGAUUUACUAGGCUUUGUUAAGUCAGUCAGCAGUCAACUGGUGGCGUUAAUGACCGACUACGUCAAUAACGUGGAAUUCUUCACAGGUGUUGGUUGGACGAUCGUUGAGUACUGUUUUACGUUGUCUUGUCAUUUGGGCAUUUAAAUGGUUGUGACCCUGUUUCGUUUACUAGGAAUCUGUCCCUCCUUUUCUUUUUAUAUGAACACUUUAGCACUGUCUGGUCCUCUUCAUAGGAAUUCACAGUGCCUUCUGAAAUGUGUGUAAGCCUUGAAUUUGAGUGUCUGUAAAUCGGCAAGCAUAAAUGCAUAAGUCUGUAAAUGCAUUUGGACCAAAUUGAUUAGUUAUUUAUUGGAUUAAAAAGGAAUACUUUGGAAUUUGCUCUUUUACUGAGAUAUUGUGAUAUAAUAUUGCUGCAGGUUAAGAUAUUACACUUACGUGUAUGUAAAAAUUCAGACGAUGUUCUUAAAAAUGAAUGUACAUGUAAUCAUGUUUUCCCUCUUGUGUGUCUUGAGCUCAUAGAUUCAACUACCGGUAACCUUUCCUGAAUUGUGUGAAAAUGGCUCGAGGAACUACUACUUUGGAUCUAUGCUUCUGAACUAUUUCUCUUGACAAUCGCAUUCAGCCGGGUAGUGUGGUGGUGCUUGAAAAGCUAGGAAUAGAAAUACUGUUGUAGAUUCACCUUCUUCAAGCGAGAUUUACUCCAACUUUAAUCUCUGUGGGUCACGUUUUUGCAAGCUGAGAAGUUGAAAACAAGUUGCUUUGUCCUCUAAAUCUGGCAUUUGUUAAUCAUAGAAACCCUACAGUGUAAUGCAUUUCUACAUUCCAAGUGAAAGGGAAACAGUCAGAAACAGAAAUGCUUGAAAAAUAGUUUAUUUUCUAAUUUUCAAAAUGUUAUAAAAAUCUGUCAUGUCUUGAUUCAAGAUUGGAGGCAGAGGUGGUGGUUUCUACAGGGGAAAAGGCGACUAAUUUAUCAAGGAAUGGAAAAUCCCCGGGGGGGGAUAUUGGUAAAAAUUGCUGUGUUUCAAAAAUCUAAAUGCUAUAAAGUCUAUUUUCAAAUACUGUGCCAGCUACAAGUAUAUUGUUCACAAAUCCAUACUAUAUUGUUAAUUGGAUUCCCAUAAAUGUGUCAUUACUAACAACACCCUCCAGACAUGGCCUCUAGUGGUAAUGCUGCUUACUGAAUACAGUAGGCCUAGGUUUGUUUAAAAUGCUUGGCAGCAGCAAAUAGGCAAUUCUCAUAAAUCCCUAAAAGUUAACGACAACAAUGCCUGCUAAUGGACACGUUAGCAGUUAAACCCCUAUAGCUCCAGGAGGAGAGGCGCGCAAUAGUGGUCUACUUUGGAGACUAGCGUCUCUGAAGACAAACAAACACAGCCUGGUUUGCCUAUAUCCCUCCCUGGUAUACUGUAUAUCAGUAAUCUAAUUUCAAUAUUGUCUCACAAUCUAGAAAUAAACAGGUGCUAGGUAAAAGGGUAAUACUACCAUUAAUACUACUACCAUGGUAAAUACAAUGGUUUAUAAAAGUCGUGGUGACUUUUAGCUGCCUAGUGCAUUUUAAAGGCAUAAAUACAGAAGGAUAAACAAAAACAAUAGUGAUCUUGAAAAGCAAAUGAAAGUCCCAGGCAAUCGCCCAGGUGUUGAUGUGCCAUAAAGCUGCAUAUUCAGACAGGAAGAAUGAGAUUGAAAGUGUUCUUCCUGGUUGCUUGGCUCACGAGACAACAGUAAAAAAAGAGACAUUGAGUCGAUGCUGUUUUAAUGCUUGCAAUGGAUCGAUACACAAGCAGCACAGCCACAAAGCGCUAACAGGAAGAGACAGAAGCUAGCUGACCCUUCUUCAAUCUAGGCCUCUCUGCAUUUUCGUUAGAUGCUCAAGUCAUCCAUCAAGAUGCAGCUUGUUUGUUAAAAUCUCAGACUUAACAUGAGUUUAAAAAUGUCCAGCAUUUUAUACAAAAUGUGUACUUUGCUGCACUUUUCCUUGCUGCACUUUUCUAAUGUAAACCUAGAGCAUUUUUUGUCAGUUAGCAGAUUCUAUUUGGUCAUCACGAAUAAGACAUUUUGUAAAAAUGAAACAAGUAAUACAUUUAUAAUCACGUAAUUACUCAAGUAAUUCCAUAUCUUCCCCAAAGAUCAUGUCAACCUUUGAGAUAAAAAAAAAGCCUUUUGUGAACUAACACUCACAUUUGACCCCCCCUUACUAGCUUUGACUUUGCUGAUAGGUACUGUGAGGAGAAAUGUACAGUGGAAGUCGGAAGUUUACAUACUGUCACGCCCUGGCCUUAGUAUUCUUUGUUUUCUUUAUUAUUUUAGUUAGGUCAGGGUGUGACAUGGGGAAUGUUUGUGUUUUGGGUGGUUAUAUGGAAAAGGGGGUGUUGGGUGUAGUGUAUGGGUUUGUGUUGAGUGAAGGUGUCUAGCUCUGUCUAUGGUUGAGUGUAGGUUCUAGGAAAGUCUAUGGUUGCCUGAAUUGGGUCUCAAUUAGAGACAGCUGGUUAUUGUUGUCUCUGAUUGGGAGCCAUAUUUAAGGCAACCAUAGGCUUUAGCUGUUUGUGGGGAAUUGUCUAUGUCUAAGUGUUUAGUGUCAGCAUUUAUGUUUGUAUAGCUUCACGGUCGUCUGUUUUGUUGUUUUGUAUAGUGUUCGUUUCGUUUUUCGUCUUCUUCCUUUAAAUAAAGAAGAUGUACUUUCCA
Messenger RNA from Salvelinus fontinalis (brook trout), 6787 nucleotides. RefSeq names its product inactive rhomboid protein 2-like. The transcript has 18 exons. The record is from RefSeq and is a predicted model, not a curated record. Gene Ontology annotation, molecular function: serine-type endopeptidase activity. Gene Ontology annotation, biological process: regulation of epidermal growth factor receptor signaling pathway; regulation of protein secretion. Lineage: Eukaryota; Metazoa; Chordata; Actinopteri; Salmoniformes; Salmonidae. Gene Ontology annotation, cellular component: endoplasmic reticulum membrane. The coding region runs from base 287 to 2776 and encodes 829 amino acids.